This is a messenger RNA of Rubroshorea leprosula, 1359 nucleotides long. NCBI's taxonomy places the organism in Eukaryota, Viridiplantae, Streptophyta, Magnoliopsida, Malvales, Dipterocarpaceae. The record is from the annotation of a GenBank genome assembly.
CCAAAUUACUACAUACGAAGAAAAUCUUCAGGAAGAACCCACCAACAUCAAUGGCUACACUAAGCAAAGAGAUCUUGCUUCCACCAUUGGAUGCUACUGGGGUGCAACCUCCUCUUUUUGAUGGAACUACUAGGUUGUAUACCUGUUACACAUGCCCAUAUUGCCAACGUGUUUGGAUCACCAGGAAUUACAAGGGGCUACAAGAGAAGAUCAAGUUGGUUCCUUUAAACCUUCAAAAUAGACCUGCUUGGUACAAGGACGUGUACCCUUCAAACAAGGUGCCAUCAUUGGAACACAAUGGGAAAAUUAUUGGUGAGAGUCUUGAUUUGAUUAAAUAUGUUGAUAGCAACUUUGAAGGGCCCUCACUCUUCCCAGAUGAUCCUGAGAAGAAGAAGUUCGGUGAGGAGUUGUUUUCCUAUAUUGACACAUUUGUUAGAACUGUGUUUUCUUCCUUCAAAGGAGACCCUGCAAAAGAAACUGGUCCUGUCUUUGAUUACUUAGAAAAUGCUCUGCAUAAAUUUGAUGAUGGACCAUUCUUCCUUGGUCAGUUUAGUUUGGUGGACAUAGCUUACAUUACUUUUGUUGAAAGAUUCCAGAUCUUCCUCUCGGAGGUGUUUAAGAUUGACAUCACAGCUGGCAGGCCUAAAUUGGCAGUGUGGAUUGAGGAGCUAAACAAGAUCGAUGCAUACACUCAGACAAAAAUUGAUCCAAAAGAACUAGUGGAAAAUUACAAAAAUCGUUUCCUGGCCCAACAGUGAAAUGCUUCACCUGCCCGAGACAAUUACAGAAUAAGUUAAAAUUCCUUUGGAAUGCAUCUCAUAAUAUUUUCCUUUUUUAGAAUGUUUAUCCAAGUUGUGUUACCUGUGAAUCAUGGAAAUUUACCCAGCACGUUGUUAGCAUUUUGUCCCUUUUUUCACUUUGAUAAAGUCAGUGGACUUACACGAACCGGCUCUUCAGAUCUAAUGAUUUGUCUCAUGAUCUUAAUUUUAAUACUUUUUGGACUUGACUUACAAAUCAUUGGUAUUUUUUUAAUCUAUGGGUUUACCUAUUUCUCAUUUCUCUAUAAUUGUCUUUGUAAAAAAAAAAAGAAAAAAAGUCAGUGGACUUAUUGUAUGUGUCCAAAAGAAUUAGGGUGUUGUGCUGUACUUUGUCUUUAUGGAAUAAUAAUCAUAUUUUCAUUGUACGUAAUUUUUGUAUAAUCUAAAAUAAUUUUGGUAUGCCUAUUGAAAAUGGUUUGUUAACAAUGUUGAAAACAUAUCACAACAUGAUUUGGCCUUGAUGUAAUUUUUAUUGAAACUUUUUACCAUGUGAUGUACCCUCGAUAUGAUUGGGUACGUGAAAUAAUGGAUAAAAUGGUAU